Messenger RNA from Anolis sagrei ordinatus, 1751 nucleotides. It is a transcript of the gene C13H1orf159, whose product is annotated as chromosome 13 C1orf159 homolog. The record is from RefSeq and is a predicted model, not a curated record. Lineage: Eukaryota; Metazoa; Chordata; Lepidosauria; Squamata; Anolidae.
GUCUUCCUCCCACUUCUGUAGGAAUCUGAGCUAGAAUGCUGCAUGGACGCGAUGGAGGCCAAUACCACCUGUCUUGCCAGCAACCAAUGCAGUCCAGGCUGUUACCGGCGGUGGAACGAAGAUGGCAGCAGCAGCUGCAUUAAAUGUGAGAAUGAAACUAUCGCCGCAACACCCGUUGACAACCUCACGGACUGCCGAAACAAUGCUGCCAGAGGAAUGAAUUCCCAAACAAACUUUAGUACCAUAACCCCAGUUACAAUUGGAGUAGGGGGACCAGAAGUAGCUGCUUCUCUCAUCUUUGGGACCUUCGUCAUCAGCCUCUUCCUCAUCCUGUGCGUCGCUUCCUUUUUCUACCUCAAACGUGCCAAUAAACUUCCAAAUCUCUUCUAUAGAAGAAGCAAAGGAUCUGUUGUACAGUCUGCUGAAUCAGCAUCCAUGUUAUCACCUCCUUCUUCAGUCCGGAAACCCCGCUACGUCCGAAGGGAGCGAUCGCUCAUGACCUCCAGCACCAGCACAACCCUUUCCGCGGAGACCAGAGUCAGCAAUGUGUAAACGACUACGUGGCGCCCAAGGAUUUGUAAAUAGUGACCUCCAUCUCCAGCAGAGAGCCACGAAAGGGCAGAAGAAGCCGUCUGGUGGGCCCGGAGGCUUCGCACAGAACCAAGAAAUGUGAACGCGGAGCUUAGCUUUAGGAAAGAGAACGUUUUGCUCAAUCCUCUCGGGCAACAGGCUGCGGGGUCUGUUUCUUUUUCCCCCCUUUGGGGUGCAGCACGCUCUUCAGCAUCACCCUCGUUGGCUCUGAUUAUUGGAACCGAGUCCACGUUGCUGCCAGGGAGCUGCAGAACUGACCCACGCAAAGAGGCGGGCGUCCAUUCCACGCCGGCCCUUGAGGUUAACACAAAAGUGCCAUGUUUUCUUUGUCCCUGGCGGAAAGCUUUCGGCCCCUCCAAGCACAGAUAUUUUACAUAGGGGUUCUUCCUAGAGAUGGUACGAACCCCCAGCCCAGCAUUUCCCAACCUUGGGGGCGUCGCAAGGGGGUUUCAGAUGGUCUUUGGAACCCCUUUGGCAGAGAAGGCUGAUGAUCUCUCCGCCUGUCCUCUUCCUUUUUUGGAAACAGACAGUGAAUCCACCAAACACCGGCCCCUCAGCCAAGGGGAGGGCUGUUUCUGAGACUCCAAGCAGGGAGGGGAGAGCAGGCGUGCUUGGCACAUGGCAGUGUGGUUCAUAUGUCCAGGUGAGGGAGAGUGCGAGGCUGGAGAGGAUCUCAUGCCAACAAGAAGGAAGGGGAGAGCAAGCGUGCUUGGUGCAUGCCAGCAUGGUGUGUAUGUGCAGGCGAGGGAGAGCAUGCAAGGCUGGAGAGAGGCUCAUGCCAACAAGCUGGGAGGGGAGAGCAGGCAUGCUUUGUGCAUGGCAGUGUGGUGCGCAUGUGAGGGCAAGGGAGAGCGUGCGAGGCUGAGAGAGGCUCACGCCAACAAGCAGAGAGGGGAGAGCAGGUGUGCUUGGCACAUGGCACCAUGGUGGGCAUUUAUGAGUAAGGUAGAGUGUGUGAGGCUGAGAGAGGCCCACGCCAACAAGCGAGGAGGGGAGAGCAGAUGUGCUUGGCACAUGGCAGUAUGAUGGGCAUGUAUGGGGGAGGGAGAGUGCAAGGGUGAGAGACGAUCACACCAAUAAGCGGGGAGGAGAGAGCAGGCAUGCUUGGGGCAUGGCAGGGUGAUGCGCAGGUACAGGCGAGGGAGAACCUGCGAGGCUGG